This is a messenger RNA of Limulus polyphemus (Atlantic horseshoe crab), 1703 nucleotides long. RefSeq names its product mitochondrial import receptor subunit TOM20 homolog (gene Tom20). The transcript is spliced from 5 exons. NCBI's taxonomy places the organism in Eukaryota, Metazoa, Arthropoda, Merostomata, Xiphosura, Limulidae. Gene Ontology annotation, molecular function: transmembrane protein transporter activity. Bases 82 to 537 code for a protein of 151 amino acids. Gene Ontology annotation, cellular component: mitochondrial outer membrane; mitochondrial outer membrane translocase complex. Gene Ontology annotation, biological process: protein targeting; protein import into mitochondrial matrix; tRNA import into mitochondrion. The record is from RefSeq and is a predicted model, not a curated record.
UUGUCUGCACGGAAAUUACUCGUGGUGGAAUAGCCUUAUACCUCUAGUAUAGUAACGUUUUUAUUAAUUUCUCUAGGUGUAAUGUUUUCUAAAACUGCUAUAGGUGUUGCUGCUGGAGUAUGUGGAACUCUCUUUGUUGGUUAUUGUAUUUACUUUGAUAGAAAAAGAAGAAAUGAUCCUCUUUUCAAGCAAAAACUGAGAGAAAAGAGAGCUAAAGCCAAAAAACAGAAAGAAGAGUCUAAAAAGGGAAGUAGCAAGCUUCCAGAUUUGAAAGAUUACGAAGCAGUGCAGAAAUUUUUUAUCCAAGAAGUUCAACUUGGUGAAGAAUUAUUGGCACAAGGAGACAUCGAAAAUGGUGUAGAACAUCUGAGUAAUGCAGUUGCAGUGUGUGGACAACCACAACAGCUUCUACAAGUUUUACAGCAGACUCUCCCACCCCAAGUGUUCCAGUUGCUUAUACAGAGGUUACCUGUUGUGAGUCAGAAACUUGCAAGCAGUAGUGGAGGAUCAGCAAUGGUGGAAGAUGAUGUUGAAUAAGCAAUAAUCUGCCUGAAUUUUAGGGUUCCCUAAUACUACAUAUUAAGUUAGUCAUCUAGUAACACAAUAUAGAAUAACAAAAGCAUAGAUUUUUUUCAUGUAAUUGAAUGGGUCCAUUUAAUGAUCAUUGUUAUAUUCAAAUUACACUGGUUUUUAAAUUUCAAAAUCUUUACAUUGCAUGUAGCAUUGGCUAACUUUGCCUAAAAUUAUUUCUGUAACAAACAUUGCAAUGAAAUGCUUAAUGUGUAUCAAGGCUUAUGACAAAAUCCAUGUCAGUGGCAAGGAUAAUGAAAAAGUGUCAGUAGUUAUUAUUCUUUAAAUGCCAGACAUUUAUUGGAUAUUUUAUCACUUACAUUUUAAAGCAAAAAAAGAGAUUAGUGUGUUUGAAACAAAAACUUCUGAGAAGCUACUGUGCGCUGCUUGAAAAAAAAAAUGGAGAAAUAUUGGAAAUUGUAGUAUCCUUGACCAGUUUGUAUAGUGCCAAAGCUUCAUGAAAGUUUCUUGGGCACCAAGAACCUUUUGUACAUUUAUUUUUGCAUUAGUUUUCAGUACAUAAGGUUUUUGGUUUUUAAAGUGUAUAGUAAAUAUCAUACAUGAAUGAAACAAGCUUUUAUGCAAAAGAAAUGGUACAUGGAUAAACAAUUUUAAACAGAUUAAUUGAGGAAAGGUAAUAGCAUCAGGAAUAUUCCUUUAGUUGUUAUGAUUCAGUGUUUAGAACAGUGAGCUAGAUGUAUAGCCUGUUGUAUGAUACUAGGAAAGCACAUGAGAUUGUAAAAUUAGUUUAAUCACAAUAAAAGAAACUUGAAUUUUUUUUAGUUUUUUAUCCAGAGUGUUCCAGUGUAACUCAGGCCUUUAAGUAUGCCUUGAUGUUUAGUAGAACCUCUUACAAGUAUUUUGGUUUUCAUUUGGUUUGCAAGUAUAUUCUUUAUAUUAUAGUGUUAAAAGUUACUAUUUGCUAGAAGGAAAUAACUAGUUAUAAAAACAAGUUUUUAUUAACAUGAAAAACAUUUCAUACUGUGUAAUCUGGUGGUUCAUAGGUCUGAGAUUGUUUACACUGUUAGUUAAAAUCAUUGUUUAACACUGGAUUUCUGAACCAUAAUGUUUUUAAUGAACAGUAAGCAGUAUGUAAUCCCUCUCAAAAAUAAUAAAAGGUGUCUAAUGACUAA